AUGUACUUGUAUGUACUUGUGUAUGAAGAUGAAGAUGAAGAUGAAGAUGAAGAUGAAGAUGAAGAUGAAGAUGAAGAUGAAGAUGAAGAUGAAGAUGAAGAUGAAGAUGAAGAUGAAGAUGAAAAUGAAGAUGAAAAUAUUAUUAUCUAUAUGUAUCUAUUUAAUAGGGGAAUGCUAGGGAGUGAAGAUUUGGAAUUGGAGUUGGAAUUGGAAUUGGAAUUGGAAUUGAAAUUGGAAUUGGAUUUGGAAUUGGAAUUGGAAUUGGAAUUGGAAUUGGAAUUGGAAUCGGAAUUGGGAUUGGAUUUUUUUAUCGAUAUUUUAAAAGGGAAAUAA
Botrytis deweyae is the source of this 333-nucleotide messenger RNA. RefSeq lists its product as uncharacterized. Lineage: Eukaryota; Fungi; Ascomycota; Leotiomycetes; Helotiales; Sclerotiniaceae. The coding region runs from base 1 to 333 and encodes 110 amino acids. The transcript has 3 exons. The record is from RefSeq and is a predicted model, not a curated record.